Molecule: messenger RNA, 1488 nt
Organism: Hypoxylon fragiforme
Lineage: Eukaryota; Fungi; Ascomycota; Sordariomycetes; Xylariales; Hypoxylaceae
Product: emp24/gp25L/p24 family/GOLD-domain-containing protein
Exons: 3
Coding region: 510-1118 (202 amino acids)
Biological process (GO): endoplasmic reticulum to Golgi vesicle-mediated transport; intracellular protein transport; protein retention in ER lumen
Cellular component (GO): endoplasmic reticulum-Golgi intermediate compartment; Golgi apparatus; endoplasmic reticulum
Source: RefSeq, a predicted model, not a curated record
UUUGAAUGAAACUGACAGAGCACUGUACUUGCAAGUACUAAUCACAUCCUAGUAGUUACUACCUACCUAGGUGCACUCAGUGUGCAGUAGAUACUCGAGCUCUACUUAGCACAGCCCCGUAAUUGUUCAGUGUCUGUACGAAAGCUAAUCGUAGCAUGUCGUGACACGCCAAGUACUCCACAAGUAUUACAUGUACUAUGUAAUUACUGGUACCCUUCGUUUCAGGUCACAUCAAUGAUCCCUCAGGGCCUCAGGGCCUGAAAAGAAAAAAAGCGCGCCAAAGCCGACCCAAAGCUUUUUCGAUUUCAAUUCCUUGGCAAUCGCCAAAGUGUCCAGACUUCAAUGUUACUGUAUACAUCUUCAAGUACAGGGUAAUAGUUAGAGUGCCUGACUAACCAACUUACCUUACUCAACUCAAAUCGAACACGAACACAUUCCGAGUCGCCGAGUCCAUUUGUUUUUUUCUUUCCUUUUCUUGUCUGUCGGAAAAAACCAACAACAUCAUCACGAUGCUCUUCUCGACUACCGCCUUAUUGCUGGCAACCAGCUUCCUAAAUGCUGCGCUUGCCCAUAAUAUCCAACUACCAGCCCACGGUCGCGAAUGCUUCCACGAGGAGCUCCACAAGGACGAUGUCAUGACCGUCACUUUCCAGGCCGGUGACCGAGAAUUUGGCGGAGCCGGAAACCUCGAUGUUGAUUUUUGGAUCACGAAUCCAAUGGGCCAGCAUGAGACCUAUCAGCGAGCCAUCUCGAACGGCGACUUCUCCUUCACUGCCAAGCACGACGGCAAGUUUAUCUACUGCUUCGGCAACGAGCACUGGGGCUCCAACAGCAAGGAAGUUUCAUUCAACGUCCACGGCAUAGUCUACGUUUCCGAAGACGAAGCUCCCCAGGACCCCUUGGAAAAAGAGAUCAAGCAACUCUCCGAAUUAGUCGAACAGGUCCGAGAUGAGCAGUCGUACAUCGUCGUCCGCGAACGCACCCACCGCAACACCGCCGAAAGCACCAACAGCCGAGUCAAGUGGUGGAACUUGUUCGUCAUCGGCGUCGUCGUCGGCGAGUCUCUCUUCCAGGUCUGGUGGCUGCGAAGAUUCUUCGAAGUCAAGCGGGUGGUAUAAGACCGUGCGUGCGUGCGUGUCGAAAGAACAACAACAUCAGGUUUUUCGUUCGAUAUCCCAUUUUAUUCUUGUUUCUAGGUAGUCCGGCGUAUAUCUUUGGGCUGGCUGGCAUUGAGACGGUUAGAAUUCAAAAAGGGGGGGUUUGGGGGGGAGGGAAUAGGAGGGAAUUCAUGAUGUGAGAAACGUUUUGUACGUCGGUGCAUUUGUGGCAAUCAAUACCUAAUGAUGAAAAGAAACAACGUUGAACACCUUAAUCGUGGUUCGCGACUUGAGUGUGUCAUAUUUGAACCCGAGGCAUGUGUGUCGUGAACUUUUGACAAGCAAGCUUAAUGUAGAAUCAACGAAGACAAGUCACUCAUUUGCCUAGGUA